Messenger RNA from Zea mays, 2142 nucleotides. Its product is annotated as Tyrosine decarboxylase 1. The transcript has a single exon. Bases 422 to 1969 code for a protein of 515 amino acids. NCBI's taxonomy places the organism in Eukaryota, Viridiplantae, Streptophyta, Magnoliopsida, Poales, Poaceae. The record is from RefSeq and is marked provisional. Gene Ontology annotation, molecular function: carboxy-lyase activity; pyridoxal phosphate binding. Gene Ontology annotation, biological process: carboxylic acid metabolic process; amino acid metabolic process. Gene Ontology annotation, cellular component: cytoplasm.
CGUCGCCGGAGAUCGCAUGCCAGCGCGCGACACGACGGCGCAUGGCAAUUGACCGCCUGACUUGACUAGCUCGCCGCGCCCCUUUGCCAGAUUGCCAGUUGCCACAGCCAAUUCUCUUCUCCUACCAACGUCGUCUUCGUCACCCACGAGCAGCAGCAGUCGCACGUACGACCACGCCGACGCCCUCGUCCCCACGCCACUCCCUUGCUGCCUUGCCUCCUCCUCCACCUGCAUGCCUAUAUAUCCCAACCCUAACUUCUGCCUUCUUCCCCACCAAACCCCACGGAGCUCGAUCUGCAGCCUUCGAUCUGUCAGUGUCCACUGACCAGUCAGCUGCAGCUCGCAGGCUCGUAGCCGCUAGCUCGACCUCUAGGCUCUAGCUCCAACUUCCCCGCUGUGUUAAUCUAGCGAUCGGCAAGUCAUGGGCAGCUUGGACACCAAUCCUAACGCCUUCUCCGCCUUCGGCGUCGACGCCACCACCGGCUUCCAGCCCCUCCACCCCGACGACGUCCGCGCCUACCUCCACAAGGCCGUCGACUUCAUCUCCGACUACUACAAGUCCGUCGAGUCACUGCCCGUGCUGCCGGACGUCAAGCCAGGGUACCUGCGGCAGCAGCUAAGGUCCGCGCCGCCCACGUCCUCCGCCCCGUUCGACGUCACCAUGAAGGAGCUGACGGACUCCGUCGUCCCCGGCAUGACCCACUGGGCCAGCCCAAACUUCUUCGCCUUCUUCCCGUCCACCAACAGCGCCGCGGCCAUCGCCGGCGACCUCAUCGCGUCCGCCAUGAACACCGUCGGCUUCACGUGGCAGGCCGCGCCAGCCGCCACGGAGAUGGAGGUCCUCGCGCUCGACUGGCUCGCGCAGCUCCUGCGCCUGCCGCCCAGCUUCAUGAACCGCACCGGCGCAGCUGGGCGCGGCACCGGCGGCGGCGUCAUCCUCGGCACCACUAGCGAGGCCAUGCUCGUCACGCUCGUCGCCGCGCGUGACGCCGCCCUCCGCCGGACUGGCUCCCAGGGCGUGUCCGGCCUUCCGCGGCUGGCUGUCUACGCCGCCGACCAGACGCACUCCACCUUCUUCAAGGCGUGCCGCCUCGCCGGCUUCGACCCGGCCAACAUUCGCUCCAUCCCCACCGGCCCCGAGACGGACUACGCCCUCGACCCGGCCAGGCUCUUCGAGGUCAUGCAGGCCGACGUCGACGCCGGCCUCGUGCCGACCUACGUCUGCGCCACGGUCGGCACCACGUCGUCCAACGCCGUCGACCCGGUCGGAGCCAUUGCCGACGUCGCCGCCGUGUUCAACGCCUGGGUCCACAUCGACGCCGCCUACGCCGGUAGCGCGUGCAUCUGCCCGGAGUUCCGGCACCACCUGGACGGCGUGGAACGCGUCGAUUCCAUCAGCAUGAGCCCGCACAAGUGGCUCUUGACGUGCCUGGACUGCACGUGCUUGUGGGUGCGCGACACGCACCGGCUCACUGACUCUCUCGAGACCAAUCCGGAGUACCUAAAGAACGACGCCAGCGACUCCGGCAACGUUACCGACCUCAAGGACAUGCAGGUUGGCGUCGGCCGCCGGUUCCGGGGGCUCAAGCUCUGGAUGGUCAUGCGCACCUACGGCGCGGCCAAGCUCCAGGAGCACAUCCGGAGCGACGUCGCCAUGGCCAAGAUGUUCGAGGACGCCGUGCGCUCCGACAACCGGUUCGAGGUCGUGGUUCCGAGGAACUUUGCUCUCGUGUGCUUCAGGAUCAAGCCCCAUGGUGGCGGUAUAAUGACGGAGGAGGACGCGGACGAGGCCAACCGUGAGCUCAUGGAGCGCCUCAACAGGACCGGGAAGGCUUACCUCGCGCACACGGUGGUCGGCGACAGAUUUGUGCUCCGGUUCGCCGUCGGUUCGUCGCUGCAGGAGGAGAGGCACGUCCGGAGCGCGUGGGAGCUCAUCAACAAGACCACCACUGAGAUCAUGCAGAAAUAAUAAAUUAAAUUAAAUUAAAUUUAUUAUAUGCAAGUAUAUACAAAAAUAGUAGUAUCAUAAAUUUAAUACAUGCAAGUAUAUACGUAUAGUAGUCCAUGAGGGAAUUUUACUUUUAUUGAUAUGUUUGAUUCUUUGUUGUUUGCCCAAAGGAGGAAUAAUAAAGCCGAUCAAAG